Molecule: messenger RNA, 2274 nt
Organism: Amoebophrya sp. A25
Lineage: Eukaryota; Dinophyceae; Syndiniales; Amoebophryaceae
Source: the annotation of a GenBank genome assembly
AUCAAUCUCGAUGGGGAUCUCAACGAUGAUCGGUAUUCUCAUCUCGGUCCUCCCUUAGUUUUUCGUAUUUGGAUUAAGAUAUGCGCCGACAAGGAUGAAUACACCGGUAUCUUCCGCGGCAAAAAUAGAAGUAUGACCACUGCAGCUGAAGAGCAUAUAAUGCACUUCGUUCAGGAAGAGCAUCAUGUUUGCGUUGGCGACCCACGCUUUCCGCCGUUCUCCUCAUCAGCAGCUGUCUCGCCCCGUGCUUUACCUGGUGACUGCAGGUGUAGCGAUCAGGUUUACGUGGUGGGCAACUGCGGAUACGAAACCACCAAAGAGAAAGACUCAACAUCAAGAAAGCCACGAACUAUCCGAUGGUUAUACGUCUUUCUGGAACCUUGUUGCUACGCCCGCGAAAAUUAUCAGCCUCGUAGGACUUGGAGGCAUUAAUAGUCGACAUCUUUUGUCACCCGAAGCUAGUACAACAAUAUCUUCGACGCAAGCGUCACAAGACCAAGAACUCACGGGUAAGAGAGGCACAUCACACACUUGUAGAGGACAUGAUGCAUCUUCUUCACCUGAAAGAGUAUUUUCUCGCGAAGAGGACUCUCCUAACACACCAGAAAGAGAAACUGAAUUGCAAGAGACAGACGCAGAGAGCAAGCAUUACCUUGCGGCUGCGGAGAGGCGGCAACUCUUUUCGGGCCUGGCGUGGAGGUACGACUCGGCGAUGACGUGGACGCAUCGUCGGGUUCGGCGCGGUCAUGUGGGCCUAAUCAGGGACUAUGCGCACGGCGACGUACUCGAGGUCGCCUGUGGGACUGGCAUUUUCGCGAAGAACUACCUAGAAAACGGUCGCAAGCAGGAGAGUUCUUCUAAAUUGAAGCAUGAUCAUGUUGAAGGAGUUGACGAUGGUCGGAACGGACAAGGAGCUUCAGGCUUAAGGCAUUUGUUGUGCACAUCAGACGUUUUCUUGAAAAUCUCCUUGAAGAUGUAGAGCUAUGCUAAGAUACUUUUCGUCUGUACCGUUGUAACAAGCGGUAGAUUGUGGAUGCUCAUGAGAGGCCUUGUUGCUCUAAGAAAAACAUGCGAGGAGGAGGACGGGCGAUCAUGCGGGGGAAUCUCGAGUGUAACGAUGGUCGACAGCUGUCGAGAAAUGUUAGAGCGGGCGCAUCUCCGUAUUCACCAACUCUUCAUCAACCAAGCCUCUACGUCUACAACUGGUAAUGAGCAAGAGCUUGACUCGUCGAGUUUCAUUCUGCGGAAGGCGAGCACCGAGAGACUGCCUUUUGCCGAUAACAGCUUUGACACUCUAAGUCUAAUUGUGCUCUCUUACCUCCUUGGACGUCAAAUAUCUUAGCCUAUAGAUUGAUAGACAUGCUCCUGUGUUAGUCGGAAGACAGACACACAGAACAAAAAAUGUCGGCGGGGCAACUGUCGCUUAUCAACAAGUACUUUCUUUCUAAGCGCUGUCGUCGAUGUUCUAGGGAUAUGCAGCUACGAUUCACCUGCUGCGGCACUGCGCGAGAUGGGCCGUGUACUACGGCCGGGCGGAUUUCUUCUGUUAUCCGAGCAUGGUGUUUCGGAUUAUCCUCUGGUGCAGUAUGCGCAGAAGCACUUCUGGCAGCAAAACAUGGACGAGCACGGUUGUGACAGCACCCUUUGCAUCUUCGACGUCGUAAGGAACGCUUUGGGACUCGAGAUGCAAGAUAGCUCCGCUUCUUCGGCAUGCACUGAACGAGCUAGAACUUGUUUUAGUGCACCAUCAGUAGCGCCAUCUCCAACAACACCAUGCGGAGGUGACUGCGAUCAAGAUCAUGACGGGAUGAAGAAGAAGGAUGGCUCAACAACGACACCCUCUAACGUCAGGGAAAAGGAAUCACCUGCUGUGCGGGACGAUGGCAAAGCUUGUUCCUUUACGGUUGUUUUCGAACAAAGGCGUGCUCUGGGCGCCUAUUAUCAUAUGAUAAUUCGCAAAGAUCGCAUCUGAGGAGUAUUUUUUUACCUCGUGAUCGGAUGUUGCUGGUGAAUGUUUUUCUGCUAGUCCAUUUUACCUCAAUUAUUAUGAAUGCGAUAAAUUAUACCUGUUGUUCUUGUUGUUUAAAAGGACAUCUUCAGCGACAGCUGCAUGGAUGAAGGUUCCGAUGUGGGUAAAACUAGGAAGCAAAAUUGUCUGUGUUACCGCAGGAGAUGUGACAUCAAAUUAUAUAUUUGUUACUUAUCAUGGAAGAGGAUCUAAUUGUGAUCCAAAUCCAACCACGACAAUUUUUUCAAGAAUGACUGUGAUCCGUG